Messenger RNA from Ylistrum balloti, 876 nucleotides. Its product is annotated as glycoprotein-N-acetylgalactosamine 3-beta-galactosyltransferase 1-like. The record is from RefSeq and is a predicted model, not a curated record. Bases 1 to 876 code for a protein of 291 amino acids. The transcript is spliced from 3 exons. Gene Ontology annotation, molecular function: N-acetylgalactosaminide beta-1,3-galactosyltransferase activity. Gene Ontology annotation, cellular component: membrane. NCBI's taxonomy places the organism in Eukaryota, Metazoa, Mollusca, Bivalvia, Pectinida, Pectinidae.
AUGACUGUGAAUUCUGAUAUUGGUGUAGUGCCUACCUAUAAAUCCAAUCCAGUUGUGUUUGUCUACCGUACGGAGCCACCUUUACAUGAAGAUACUUACACGAUCGCUAAACAAAUGGAAAAAGAAGUUAGAAUACUUUGUUGGGUCCUAACAUGUCCGAAAAACUUAGAAUCGAAAGCAAGACAUGUGAAGAACACGUGGGCAAAACGUUGUAAUAAAGUAAUUUACAUCAGUUCCAAAGAGAACUCGACAUUUCCCACUGUUGGGGUCAAUGUGUCAGAAGGACGUGAACAUCUCACAACCAAAACAAUGAGAGCUUUCAGAUAUGUAUACGAAAAUCAUUUAAACGAUGCUGACUGGUUUUUAAAAGCAGACGAUGAUACAUUUGUUGUUGUAGAAAAUUUAAGAUAUCUUCUUUCAAAAUAUUCCCCUAAAGAUCCGAUAUUUCUAGGACAGCGUUUUCAACGUCACGUAAAGCAAGGCUAUUACAGUGGAGGCGCUGGUUAUGUGUUAAGCAAAGAGUCCUUGUCCAGAUUCGUCAGGGAUGGAUUGAACACCGGUAAAUGUAACGAGACUGGCGAAUGGGAGGAUGUAGAUGUAGGUGCAUGUAUGGAAGCCCUCGGUAUAAAACUACGUAAUAGCACCGAUUCUAAGGGACGGUCACGCUUUCACUGUUUUGCACCAGAAAUCCACUUAAUGGGACGAUAUCCAAACGGACACAGAGGAUGGGAGCCUGAUGUUAGAAAUGGUACGGAUACCAUUAGCGAAUAUGCUAUCACCUUCCAUCACGUACGUCCAGACAAUAUGUAUGUGUACGAGUUUUUACUAUAUCAUAUUCGACCGUUCGGAAUACAUUUCAAAUACAUUACAGAAUAA